Brassica rapa (field mustard) is the source of this 495-nucleotide messenger RNA. RefSeq names its product pentatricopeptide repeat-containing protein At4g19440, chloroplastic. NCBI's taxonomy places the organism in Eukaryota, Viridiplantae, Streptophyta, Magnoliopsida, Brassicales, Brassicaceae. The record is from RefSeq and is a predicted model, not a curated record. Gene Ontology annotation, molecular function: protein binding.
AUGUCUUCCUCUCCAUGGAACCAUACUUACUACACCAACACAACAACAACGCCCACGGUGUCUCCCUCGCCGUGGAACCAGAAUUACUCUCCUUACUACAAGUCUCCGUGGAUCUAUCAGACCCGAACCAUCGAGGAUGAUUUGGACAACAGUUUGAUCCGGAGUUUCGGAAGUGUUGCGAAGUGUUGCGAAGUGUUUGAAGUUGUUUGCAAAGGAGUUUCUCCUUAUGUUUACUUGUUCACUAAAGUGAUCAACGCGUUUUGCAAGAGAGGGAGAGUGGAGGAGGGUAUUAAGUUGUUGGUGAAGAUGGAGGAAGCUGGUGUUGUGCCGAACGUUGUGACGUACAACACUGUUAUUGAUGGUCUUGGAGUGAUUGGGAGGUACGAUGAGGCGUUUAUGUUUAAAGAAAAGAUGGUGGAGAAUGGUGUGGAACCUACUCUGGUUACUUAUAGUGUUCUUGUUAAGGGCUUGAUCAAGGCUAAGAGGAUUUGGUGA